Daphnia pulex (common water flea) is the source of this 1651-nucleotide messenger RNA. RefSeq names its product protein LTV1 homolog (gene LTV1). Gene Ontology annotation, biological process: ribosomal small subunit biogenesis; ribosomal small subunit export from nucleus. NCBI's taxonomy places the organism in Eukaryota, Metazoa, Arthropoda, Branchiopoda, Diplostraca, Daphniidae. The record is from RefSeq and is a predicted model, not a curated record. Bases 155 to 1603 code for a protein of 482 amino acids. The transcript has 10 exons. Gene Ontology annotation, cellular component: nucleus; preribosome, small subunit precursor; cytosol.
UUUUCACUGCUCUGUGUUGAGCAGACGAAUGUACAGGUUUUAGAAGCGUGAAGGAUUGUGGUCUUGUACUUGCAUGGUACUUGUUUGACAUUUUUUGUGAAGUCCGUUGAUUUAUUCAGUUAACUACGAUUAGAUCUAUUUACACUAUCGGAAAAUGCCCAAAACAAAGAAAUUUAUAGACAAGAAAAAUGCAGUCACCUUCAACUUGGUACAUCGAAGUCAAAAGGAUCCUCUUGCCGCUGACGAGCAGGCUCCUCAAAGAGUUCUAGUUCCAAUUGCUCUGAAACCAGAAAAAAGUACUGAAAUCCCUGCAUCCUCUAAACCAAAGGAUCCUGCCCAACAGAAAGAAGAACUAGCUAAACUUGGAAUAUACUUUGAUGAUGAUUAUAAUUACCUGCAGCACUUGCGUGAUGUUAAACAAACUGCUGAAUGGGAACUGGCAGAAGAUUCUAAAAAUUCAAGAGUCUGGAAAGCACCAGUUGCCAGAGGACUUUCAGACCAUCCCUACAAACUUGCCCUGCCCUCCUCAGUUUUCCAAUCAAAAGUGGAAGAAAAAGUUGGACUACUAAAUAGAGCUGCUCCCCACUCAGGACCGAGGCCGGACUUGGACCCAGACAUAGUUGCAGCUUUGGACGACGACUUUAAUUUCGAUGAUCCUGAUAAUGAACUAGAAGAUGACUUUAUUGCAUUUGCUAAUGGAGUACCUUCUGACGUUGAAACAGACGAAGAUGAUGGCUCCAGUGGUGACGAUGAAGAAGAAAACGACGACGUAUUGUGUGACAUGCGAAGCGACUCAGGACAACGUUCACCCGAUUUCAAUGACGAUAACAAAUCGCAUUUUACUGAAUAUUCGAUGACCAGUUCAGUUAUCAGAAGAAAUGCCCAGCUCUCGUUACUAGACGACAGAUUUGAACAUAUGAUGGCUCAGUAUGACGACGAAGAAAUGGGCGCUUUAGAUUGCGAAGAGAUCGAAGGACACAUCACCUUACAAGACGAUGAAGUGUUGAAAUUGGCUGCGGCCUAUGAACAUGACAAGACAGAAGGCAUCAGAUUGGGUCGUGAAAUUGGCAAAGUAGCAAGAGACGAGGUGGAAGGAGCUGUAGAAAGGUACUUGGAAAAGUACCAGAGCGACGAAGAAAAUGACAGCAGUUCAAGUGAAGAAGGUGAACAGGAACGUAAAUGGGAUUGCGAGUCUAUCCUGUCAACUUACUCUAACAUUUACAAUCAUCCUAAACUCAUUUCUGAACCACAGAGUUCCAGAAUUAUUAAAGUGUGUCCCAAAACAGGUGUUCCCCUUAAUGUCCUGGGGAAACCCGGUCUGACCAAAAAGUUCUUAGAUCAACUCGAUCAACAAACUGAAGGGACCAAAAAGAACUGUGUCGAAACGCAGUCCAUCAUCAGCACAUUAUCGACUAUAUCCAUUCGACCAAAAGAUGAAACACCAGAGCAGAGAACCGAAAGGAAGCGACUUGUAAAAGAAUAUCGUCAAGAAAGAAGAAAGGAAAAGAAAGCCAACUCGUUAGCUUUCAAAGAAGAAAAGAAACUACAAGAAAAACAACAUAUAAACAACCGUAAAAAUGUUAGUGGCAUUAAAUUGUUGUAGUGGUUUUUUCAAACUUCGAAUACAUCGCCAGAUGUACAUUCACCACGA